This is a messenger RNA of Eupeodes corollae, 1756 nucleotides long. Its product is annotated as paired mesoderm homeobox protein 2-like. The transcript has 3 exons. The record is from RefSeq and is a predicted model, not a curated record. NCBI's taxonomy places the organism in Eukaryota, Metazoa, Arthropoda, Insecta, Diptera, Syrphidae. Gene Ontology annotation, molecular function: DNA-binding transcription factor activity, RNA polymerase II-specific; RNA polymerase II transcription regulatory region sequence-specific DNA binding. The coding region runs from base 486 to 1508 and encodes 340 amino acids. Gene Ontology annotation, biological process: regulation of transcription by RNA polymerase II.
GUAGUCAGUUGACUAUAGGGUGGUUAGUGUUAAACAGCAAUUAUCCUAAUUAAACCGUUUGUACCGAGUUAAUUUAAUUAUUGGGCUCUCUUCACUCUGGCUUCUGGUUGUGGCAUUGUAUCUCAUCGGUUAAAAAAAAGUUUAGAAAAUUUCAAAAAUUUCCCACCGAAUUCGCGUGCCAUGUUUCGAGUAUGCUCCCCAAAGUAAAUUAUUAUCGAAAUUGAAAGCUACGACUAAAUCGGGCGGAUACAUUUGUAUUGUAUUUUAUUUUGUCUUUAUUUGUUUGAAUUCUUAUUUUUGAUAAAUGAUUUACGCGACUAAUUUACUAAUUACAUUAACUAUUGACUAAUUAAGUGACAAAUCGAAACCGAUUUGGACGUUCUGACAAAGUUGUUUGUUUUUGCCCGCCUGGUCGUCUCAUUCGUCUGAAUCCACUAAUUUUUGCUCGACUAACGACGGACGGCGUGAAAGCUAUUUAAAGCAUCAUGUUGAAUUAUCAGCACUUGGACGCGUCUGUAGAGCCAACAUCCGGUAGUUUCUUUUACGGGAGCAGCAACAGUCAAUUAUCCUUAGAGCAUAUUCACGGUGGUAUUGUUGGUGGUGGACUGAUGGCAACAAACCCGAUUGAGCAUCCAUCUAGUGCGGCCGGCUACAAUAACGUCCAUCAUAGUCAAGGAUCAAUGUUUCAUAGUGUUUUCAAUGGCAACACCGAUGUUGGCAAAAGUAGUGAUUUUUUGAAUGCGAAUAAUAAUAACAAUAAUCAAUUUAGUAGCAUGCACGUAGCGUCGGUGAAAGGAUCUGAGAAUGUGAAACGAUUUUCGGUGAAUAAUCUUCUGCAAUUGGCAAGUGACUGUGAUAUUUCGAAGAUGCAGCAACAGCAACCCCACCAUUCUUCCACCAAUAAUACGACUUCCUCCGCUGCUGCCCCUGAAAUGGAAGGACUGGGUGAUGGCUUCCGAGCUGAAUAUAGUUCAUCAUUAGACGAUAGACAAAACGGUUCGAGGAAACCACGACGAAAUAGAACAACUUUUACUAGCGGACAGCUGACAGCUCUGGAAAAAGUAUUCGAGAGAACACAUUAUCCAGAUGCAUUUGUGCGGGAGGAGCUAGCUAAUAAGGUUGGCCUUAGUGAAGCUAGAGUUCAAGUUUGGUUCCAAAAUCGACGUGCAAAGUUUCGUCGUAACGAAAGACGAUCUGCUGGGGCAACUACACCACAACCAGUACCACCAAUCACGUCUGCCCACAAAAUGGAUAAAUCACCAGCGCUAUUCCACCAACAAAUGGAACUACCUCAUCAUCCAUAUCAUCUGGGUUUUCCUGGAAUGGGUAUCUAUGCAACAAAGAACUAUAAUAGUAGCUAUAGUGGAUUUGCGGCGGCAGCAGCAGCGUCUGAUGGCAACAAUGCAGGUUGUUCCUUUUUGACACCUUCAAAUUAUUGUGGGGCAUCGUCUUAUCAACAUGGAUAUGCUUCAUUUCGGUACAAAAGUCAAGGAUUUCCUUCAAUAUGACAAGAAAUCUACAAGAGCAAAAACAAUAUCAGGAUUAAACUUAAUUGAUACCAAAUUUAAUAGAGACCAUUAUAUUUUUAAUUUAUUUUGUAAUAAUUUUAGAUAAUAAGUUUAAAUCUAUACUAAUUUAAUACAAAAAUGUAAGUUUUGAAAUUCACCAAAUAUUAUUAUAGAACCAAAGUUAUAUUUUCUUUUUUGCUAAUUGUAGUUAAGUUUUGUACCUUAAGAAAUUAAAUAAUAAUUCACGU